Messenger RNA from Paecilomyces variotii, 1350 nucleotides. RefSeq lists its product as hypothetical. The coding region runs from base 1 to 1350 and encodes 449 amino acids. The record is from RefSeq and is a predicted model, not a curated record. Lineage: Eukaryota; Fungi; Ascomycota; Eurotiomycetes; Eurotiales; Thermoascaceae. The transcript has 3 exons. Gene Ontology annotation, biological process: secondary metabolite biosynthetic process. Gene Ontology annotation, molecular function: FAD binding; monooxygenase activity.
AUGGAUACUUAUCAGGACGAUUUCAAAUGGUCCUUCGAAGCCAAGCGCCCAUUGAAAGUGAUAGUUGUGGGCGCUGGUAUUGCUGGCUUGUCGGUAGCUCUAGGGCUCAAGAAGACCGGACAUGAAGUUCUUAUCCUAGAACGCGCGCACGAGAUCGCAGAGGUAGGGGCUGGCAUUCAGGUGGCUCCUAAUGCCGCUCGCAUUCUCGGUCGCCUAGGUUUGCUGGACAAGGUUAUGGCAAAAGCGAAUGUCCUGGAGAAGAAUUCCCUGCGACGCUAUGCAAACAAUCAGGAACUCGGAACAGCGCCUCUGAUGCCCGAGGUCGGUAAGAAGUACCACGCACCUCUAGCAGUCAUCCAUCGAGGAGAUCUGCAAAGUAUCCUAGUGGACGGGAACAAGGCCGCUGGGGUUGAAAUUCGGACAAGUUCGCGUGUUGUGCGAGUAGCCGAUGACUUCGAAGCCAAGGUGCAGCUGGAGUCAGGGGAAUGGAUCUCCGGCGAUGUGGUGAUUGCGGCGGACGGGAUCAAGUCAGAUAUCCGGCGACAGAUCGCGUCCCAUCACGGCGUCCAUGACACAGUCCUGCCAACUGGCGAUGCAGCCUAUCGAAUCCUGAUCCCAAAAGAGAAGAUGCAGGGGGAUCAGCGUGCAUUGGACUUACUGAACAGUAACGUAGGCAUGCGGUGGAUGGGACCAGGCGGGCAUAUCAUGGCAUAUCCCAUUAAAAAGAACACAGUAUACAACAUGGUCCUGCUACAUCCUCAGAAGGCUGAUUCACCCAAUGAGGAGAGUUGGACGAAGAAAGGUGAUAAGCAGGAGAUGCUGUCAUUCUACCAGAAUUGGGAUGACUUGGUGCGCAGCCUGCUCAGUUAUGUUCCGGAUGGCGAGGUGAUGGAGUGGACGCUGAAUUCCCACAUGCCCUUGCCCUCAUGGGUCGAGAAUAAAUGCGUCUUGAUGGGUGAUGCCUGCCACCCGAUGCUUCCAUAUGUGGCACAAGGUGCUGCGCAAGCCAUUGAAGAUGCAGCGGUCCUCACCUGCGCGCUUUCUUUAACCGAUUCGGUUCCCACAGCGCUUUCUGUAUACGAAAUAGUGCGCAAAGAGCGGGCAGAACGCAUUCAACAGAGCGCGGCUGUGACUAGGAAGGCUUUGCAUUUACCAGACGGUGAAGAACAACGCAAGCGUGACGAGGCUAUUCGAGGUCCAGGCAGAAACCCAGAUCUCUGGGCAGAUCAUGCCUGGCAGGAUUUCAUGUGGGGAACGGACAUUAUGAAGGAGACAUUAGACAACUGGGAUGAUCUGGUAGCCCGCCAGCAUGGGUAUCAUUUACAUUCGGUGCGCGGUAUGGGGUAUUAA